UCUCUUUCUUUGUCAUAUCUUCAAAAACUCCAUCAGAUAGUAAGUAUAUUAUUCCCAUCCCACAUCAAACCAUACUCAUCACGUCUCUUCUCCAUCAAACCAUUCCCCUCUCUCUCUCUCUCCAACUCCAAAACCACCCUAUGGAUCUUCCAGAAACAUCACUCUGGUGGACUCAACACCAUCAACAACAACAACCUAUGAUGUUACUAGAACCAAUCCAAACCACUCCUUGGCCACUCCACCACCACCAACCACCAUGGUUCACUUCACAAAUCCAUGAAAACGAAGAUGAACAAGUAGAAAACGACACCACCGUUGUAAUAAAACCCGAAGACGAAAAAGAACCAAUGUUCGAGAAACCAUUAACACCAAGCGACGUAGGAAAGCUCAACCGUCUGGUUAUCCCAAAGCAAUACGCGGAAAGAUACUUCCCACUCGGCGGUGGUGACUCGGGUGAGUGCAAGGGCUUGUUACUGAGUUUCGAGGACGAGUCAGGGAAGUGUUGGCGAUUCCGUUACUCGUAUUGGAACAGUAGUCAAAGCUACGUGUUGACUAAAGGUUGGAGUCGUUAUGUGAAAGAUAAGCGUCUCGAUGCUGGCGACGUCGUUUUGUUUGAACGACACCGUGUUGAUAGUCAGCGUCUUUUUAUCAACUGGAGGAGGAGGAAUGGGAAUGAUGAGUCAGCGUAUGUUAGCAGAGGGGUGGGACAACAAGGGAAGGGGGGUGAUAAGAAUGAAGUUGUAGGCGUGGGUGUUGGGUGGUCCAGAGGAUUCUAUUCUACGCACUUGCCUUAUCCUGCGCAUCACCAUCAUCAUCAUCAGGUUUUGUCAUACCAACAUGAGCACUGUCUUCAUGGAGGUAGAGUGUCCCAAGAACAGAACCAAAGGACGAAACCGGUAGGAAACAGUUCAAGUUCAAGGGUACUUAGGUUGUUUGGUGUUAACAUGGAAUGCCAACCAGAACAUGAACAUGAACAUGAUUCUUCUUCAACACCUCAAUGUUCUUAUGAUACUAACAACAAUAAUAAUAUGUCACUAACACAAUAUCAUCAACCUAAUACUUCUAAUUCUAACCCUCACGUGGUACGUCACCAACCAUAUUAUUACUAGAUAUCUAUCUAUGUAUACAACCUUUGAGGUUGUAUUUUUAGUUAUUUUUGUCUUUUUUUUAAUUAGGUGUAAGAUGUAUUUAACUAUGUAUCGACUUUGGAAAUUAUAAUUAUUUCUAAUUAAUUAGUUUAUGCUUAAUGCAUUA
This is a messenger RNA of Lathyrus oleraceus (garden pea), 1254 nucleotides long. Its product is annotated as B3 domain-containing protein At5g06250. Bases 141 to 1109 code for a protein of 322 amino acids. The record is from RefSeq and is a predicted model, not a curated record. Gene Ontology annotation, molecular function: DNA binding; DNA-binding transcription factor activity. Lineage: Eukaryota; Viridiplantae; Streptophyta; Magnoliopsida; Fabales; Fabaceae. The transcript has 2 exons.